AUGAAUGUACUAGUCUAUUCAGGUCCUGGUACAACGACUGAAAGUGUCAGGCAUUGCAUCGACUCAUUACGAUUUCAUUUAUCCAAAUACUAUGCCGUGCUAGCUGUCAAUGAAACAGUCUUGUUAAAUGAACCUUGGAUGAGAAAAACUUCAUUGUUGGUGGUCCCCGGAGGUGCUGAUUUACCUUAUUGUCAAGUAUUAAAUGGGGUUGGGAAUCGCAAGAUUCGAAAAUUUGUCAAGAAUGGAGGCAAGUUUAUGGGGUUUUGUGCUGGUGGGUAUUAUGCUUCAACUAGAUGUGAGUUUGAUGUUGGCGGUCCUUUGGAAGUAUCUGGAAGAAGAGAGUUGGGGUUUUAUCCUGGAGUGUGUAAAGGUGGUGCUUUUAAAGGGUUCAAGUAUCAUCUGCAUCUAGGUGCAAAAGCAGUCAAGUUGCAGGUUGAUGUGAAUGAAUUGUCCAAUGUCCCUGAGACUUGUCUUAGUUAUUACAAUGGUGGCGGUGUUUUCAUUGACUCAACAAAGUUUGGCGAUGUCAAAGUAUUGGCAAGAUAUGCAGAUCAGACUGAUAUUGAUGAUGAAGUUAGAGCAGCUAUCGUGUACCGGAAAAUAGGCAAAGGCGAUAUAAUUUUGAGUGGACCACAUCCUGAAUUCUCACCAGAUCGGUUGAGAGAUAUUGAAGAAGAGGCGAAAGAUGUUGUAUUUACCUUGAAACCGCACGAUAAAGGAAGAAAGUUACUUUUACGAGAGAUGUUGAGAAAGCUUGGGCUUCAUGUUAGUGAAGAUAUUGAGGACACUACUCCAAAAAUCACCCCUAUGUAUAUUACAUCGCCAUUUCCUGAGCAAGUAAAUAUUUUGUGGACAAAUCUUCACAACAACUUGGAGAUCAGAAAAGGACUUUUUAAAGACAAUAAUGAUACAUUCAGUUUUGAGAAUGACUUGCAGCCUAAUUGCCAUAAGGAAGUGCAAGGGGAAGAUCCAGUACAGUUUAUCAAAUUCGUCACUUCCGGUCUGUUACCUUCACCAAAGUUGAUACCCCACUUCGAUAUACAAAAGUAUUUUAAAAGACUUUUCCAAUUAUCAAGUAAAACAGCUCCAGAAUUCGGUUCUGUGUUGGGUUAUUCAAAUGUCAUUUCAUCCACCCAUACAAUUCUCGAGCAAAAUCCACACUGGUUGAAAAAUCUCCCACAUGGUAUGACAUUAACAGCAACUACCCAAACUGCAGGUCGUGGUAGAGGCAAUAACGUUUGGCUCAAUCCACAAGGGGUUCUUCCUGCUACCAUUUUGUUCAAAAUCCCACAAGUGGAAGUUUCACCAUCAUUUAUCGUAUCUUUGCAAUAUGUUUGCGGAUUGGCUUUAAUUGAGGCUAUUUUAGGAUACGGUAGUCAAGUUGUGGGUGAACGAGGUGUUGGGUAUGAGGAUAUGCCAGUACGUAUCAAAUGGCCCAAUGACAUUUACAUGUUGAAGCCAGAGUACUUCAAUAGUCCCAACCUUGAUACGAAUACAACAAUUGAUGGUGAUGAAGAGAAAUAUGUCAAGGUUGCAGGAUCAUUACUUAGUUCUCAAUGUAUUGAUGGUCAGUUUUAUUUGAUAUGGGGUGGUGGGAUAAACGUGUCAAACGAAGCUCCAACUACGUCCUUGAAUGUAGUAUUGACCAAGCUUAAUGAGCUAAGAAAAGAUAUGAGGAUGUCAGCAUUACCUGUCUAUGAACUAGAGACUUUAUUAGCGCAGAUUGUAUCCACCAUCAAUUACUUUUAUUCCCACUUUAAAAUAUCAGGAUUAUCUCCAUUCUUGCUUUUGUAUUAUAAAAGAUGGUUACAUUCAGACCAGAAAGUUAUUGUGUCUGGACAUCACCAGGGUGAGUCAAGAACUUGUAUAAUCAAGGGAAUUACUCCCGAGUAUGGUUUGUUGAUUGCGCAAGAUGUGAAUAACCAAGAAGUUUUACACUUGCAACCAGAUGGUAACUCAUUUGAUUUGUUUAAAGGGCUCGUUUAUAAAAAGAAUACAUAG
Lodderomyces orthopsilosis Co 90-125 is the source of this 2001-nucleotide messenger RNA. RefSeq names its product biotin--protein ligase. The transcript has a single exon. Gene Ontology annotation, molecular function: biotin--[biotin carboxyl-carrier protein] ligase activity. Gene Ontology annotation, cellular component: cytoplasm. NCBI's taxonomy places the organism in Eukaryota, Fungi, Ascomycota, Pichiomycetes, Serinales, Debaryomycetaceae. The record is from RefSeq and is a predicted model, not a curated record. Bases 1 to 2001 code for a protein of 666 amino acids. Gene Ontology annotation, biological process: protein modification process.